This is a messenger RNA of Quercus robur (English oak), 534 nucleotides long. RefSeq lists its product as uncharacterized. Lineage: Eukaryota; Viridiplantae; Streptophyta; Magnoliopsida; Fagales; Fagaceae. The transcript has a single exon. Gene Ontology annotation, molecular function: RNA-DNA hybrid ribonuclease activity; nucleic acid binding. Bases 1 to 534 code for a protein of 177 amino acids. The record is from RefSeq and is a predicted model, not a curated record.
AUGUUGAAAGAGUUCCAUGAUGUGCAUAAAAAGGUUCCUCGAAUGGUUGUUCGUAGUAGUGAUUCUCGGUGGAAACCUCCGGCCUUUGGUAUGUAUAAAAUCAACUUUGAUGGUGCUUUAUUUGAGGAGCAAACUUGUGCAAGUCUAAGAGUGGUUAUCAGGGAUUCGACGGGAUUGGUCAUUGGUGCUUUGAGCCAAAAAAUUAGGCACCCAGGUUCUAUGGACAUGGUGGAGGCUCUAGCUGCUAGUAGAGCCAUUGUUUUUGACAAGGAGCUUUGUCUUCAGUCUAUAGUGGUGGAGGGUGAUUCCUUACGGGUUAUCCAAGCUAUAGUUGCCGCUAGGCCUUCGAGGACUAUGUUUGGUCAUGUUAUUGCUGAAAUUCAUAGUUUAGUUUCUAAUGUUGAUUGUAGUUUUUGUCAUGUUAAGAGAGAGGGGAAUAAACUUGCUCAUGCCCUCGCUCAUAGAGCAAUUGCAUCUGCUGAUUUUGAUAUGUGGUUAAAAGAUUUACCACGUGAUUUGGAGGAUGUUUUUUAG